Molecule: messenger RNA, 1234 nt
Organism: Chionomys nivalis (European snow vole)
Lineage: Eukaryota; Metazoa; Chordata; Mammalia; Rodentia; Cricetidae
Gene: Tmie
Product: transmembrane inner ear
Exons: 4
Coding region: 134-598 (154 amino acids)
Source: RefSeq, a predicted model, not a curated record
UCGGCCAGAACUCCCUGCCGCCGCCACCACUACCGCCAGCGCCUGCCGGUGGCCAGGGGCAGUCACCUGGCAGCCCUGUGCAUCAGCCCCUCUGCUCCCAGGACCUGCACCGGAGCGCGCGCGGCGGGGGAACAUGGCCGGGCGGCAGAGAGGCGCGGGGCGGCUCUGGGCUCUGGGCGGCGCCGCCCUGGGGGCUUGCCUGGCAGGGGUUGCCACGCAGCUGGUGGAGCCCAGCACGGCCCCGCCCAAGCCCAAGCCGCCUCCACUGACCAAGGAGACCGUGGUGUUCUGGGACAUGCGUCUGUGGCACGUGGUGGGCAUCUUUUCGCUCUUCGUGCUAUCCAUCAUCAUCACGCUGUGCUGUGUCUUCAAUUGCCGUGUGCCACGGACACGGAAGGAGAUUGAGGCCCGGUAUCUACAACGAAAGGCUGCCAAGAUGUACACAGACAAGCUGGAGACCGUGCCUCCACUCAACGAACUCACAGAAAUCCCUGGAGAGGAUAAGAAGAAGAAGAAGAAGGACAGUGUGGACACAGUGGCUAUCAAGGUAGAGGAAGAGGAGAAGAAUGAGGCAAAGAAGAAGAAAGGAGAGAAAUGAGCAGAGUCUCCUGGAGGUGGCAGCUAGGCCUGGCAGGCCUUGAAGUCCAAGUUCAGAUCAGGAUCCAGGCACCAGGACUCCAUGUUCAGACAUGGACCACAGGCUCUGGUCUGAGAAGCCAAGGCCAUGGCCAUGACCUCGUAGCCCAAAAGACGUAGGGAUUAAGACUUCACGAGUGUCCAUCCUGGACUCUGCUCCAUUCACAUCAUUAGCCUGGCCACUUCUCUUGGGUCACUGUCCUUCUGCAGAUAUAGAGUGGCCUCAAACUACCCCCCGCAUCCAGACAGGCUUCUGUCCCACCCUUUUUGCCAGGGGCAGAGGUACCUAUGGAGGAGUUUGGGAUUGGUGGUUUCAGAUGGCAGGAUUGAACAAGUUCUGUGUGAACCCCAUAAGCACGGAGGGAGGGCUGAUGGGGACAUCCUGUGACAUGAGAUUCUCUGACACAGCUAGAUAGCAGCCCUGAUAGCAAGGAAAUCACCCCAAGCUUGGCAGGAAUCUGACCAUGGCUGCCAAAGUGGCCCCAUUAUCAGGAGAGUUCCUGACCUGGCAAAUGCCAACCUCUGAAAACAGAGUGACAGUGUGUGGAGCUGGGGCCGCAGAGGGGCUGGCACUAGGCCCAGAGCCUACGGGCUUCUG